GUUGCUCCUCUUCUUGACCAUAUUCCUCAAAAUCAAAAAAGCAUCACGGCAAUUUUUUUGUUUCUGGACUGUCUUCCUGGAUCAGUUCAAGACUUCUAGAAGAUGAGCAUGGAUCCUAAAGUCACUGAACUUUCUGAUUACGUAAAUGGUUUCCAAGUUGAGCAAGAUACAAUCUUCAAUCCUGUUCAGCACUCAGAUCUCACAAAUGGGUUCAAUUUCAAUGUCCCAUCUCCAGAUCUUAGUUUCAUGGACCUCCCAUUUAUUCUCCCCAAUUCAGAACCUGCUAGUUUCCCUCCAUCUGUUUCUGUUAGCUCUGAUGAGGGUUUGUUCUCUGUGUCCACGAGCUGGAGCCCGGAGGGAGCCGGCUUCUCUCCCAGCGGUGAUAGUGAAUCCUCUGACCCAGUUCUCAAGUACAUAAGCCAGAUGCUUAUGGAAGAGAACAUGGACGACAGGCCCUGGAAGGACCCAUUGGCUCUACAAGACACUGAAAAAUCAUUAUAUGAAGUCCUAGUAGAGCAUUAUCCUCCUCCAAGUGAUCAACCCCAACUGUUUCUACACCAGAAUUUGGAGAUUUCCGACAGUAUUGUAUCUGGUGGUAGUACUAGUGGUCAUUCUAUUACUAGCCCCAGCACCAGUAUUGGGACUGACAAUCUGUGGGUAGGUGAUGUUGGAGAUUAUAGUCCAUCCGUAUCAGAAGCUUUGCUUCCGAGUGAUUACCAUUUUCAGCCCAAUUCAAACCAGACCAGUUCACAGUUUUCUGUUAGCUCAACUAGUACCCCAGGUAACAUGGGUAAUGGGCUGAUGGAACCUUCUGCCACUAAGAUUAUGGUUCAGACUAUGCUCAGUGAUGUGGAAUCUGCCUUGCAGUUCAAGAAAGGGUAUGAGGAAGCUAGUAAGUUCCUUCCCCGUGGUACCCAAAUGAUUAUUGAUCUAGGGAGUACCACAUUUGUUAGCAAUCAAAAGGUAGGGGUUUCUAAUGCAACUGUCAAUGAGGAGAAGAAUGAGAGGCUGCAAUCACCUGAUGGGUUGUGGGGUAGAAAGCAAAACCAUAAACGGGAAAAUAGAGAAUUAGAGGACGAGAGGAGUACUAAGCAGUCAGCAGUUUAUGUUGAUGAGAGUGAACUAUGUGAGAUGUUUGAUAAAGUAUUGCUAUGCCAUCGUGAUGAUAAAGAUGACAAUGAAGGUUUACAGCUUGACGGAAGCAAAACCUUGCAGCCCAAUGUAUCUGAUGCUGGGAAAACCCGUUCCAAGAGAGGGGGCAAGAAGAAGGAAACAGUUGAUCUGAGGGCUCUUUUGAUUCUCUGUGCACAAGCUGUCUCAUCUUAUGAUCGCAGGACUGCUGGUGAGCUACUAAAGCAGAUUAGGGAGCACUCUUCUCCAUAUGGUGAUGGGUCUCAGAGGUUGGCCCAUUACUUUGCCAAUGGCCUUGAGACACGCUUGGAUGGGAGUGCAACUAGAACUCAAAAUUUUUUCACCUCCAUAACUUCCAAAGAGUUAGCAGUUGCUGAUGCAUUGAAAGCCUACAAAGUUCACCUUACAGCUUGUCCAUUUACAAGGCUGGGAAUUGGUUUUGCCAACAAAAUGAUCUGCAGCAUGGCGGAGAAGGCAACCAGUCUUCAUGUUGUAGACUUUGGUAUCCUAUUUGGUUUCCAGUGGCCACCGCUUAUUCAUUUGCUUUCCAUGAGAGCUGGUGGGCCUCCCAAGCUAAGAAUUACAGGAAUAGAGCUUCCGCAACGUGGCUUUAGACCAUCAGAAAGAAUUGAGGAGACAGGACGUCACUUGGCAAAGUAUUGUGAGCGGUUUAAUGUUCCUUUCGAAUACAACUCCAUAGCAGUGCAGAACUGGGAAAGCAUCCAACUUGAAGACCUCAAACUUGAUUGUAAUGAGAUGCUGGCAGUGAACAAUCUUUUCCGGUUUGAGAAUCUCCUUGAUGAGACAGCAGAUUCAGAAGUGGACUGUCCAAGGAAUGUUGUUUUAAAAUUAAUCAGGAGUAUGAACCCUGCCAUUUUUGUCAACUCUAUUUUGAAUGGUUCUUACAAUGCUCCAUUCUUUGUUACAAGGUUCAAGGAGGCACUUUUCCAUUUGUCUGCAAUAUAUGAUGUGUUUGACAAUACCAUGGAUCGUGAAGAGCCAGCAAGAUUGAUGCUUGAAAAUGAAGUUUACGGGUGUGAAGCAAUUAAUGUUGUAGCAUAUGAGGGUGCAGAGAGGGUUCAUAGGCCAGAGACAUGGAAGCAGUGGCAGGUUCGAAACAUAAGGGCAGGGUUCAAGCCACUCCCAUUGGAUCAGGAACUGAUGCAGCUGAUAAGGGAUAAGAUGAAGGAGAGUUGUUACCACAAGGAAUUUGUAUUGGAUCAGAACAGUCACUGGGUGCUACAGGGAUGGAAGGGCAGGGUUCUUUAUGCAUCCUCCUGCUGGGUACCUGCUUAGGAGUUCUGACUAACAUGUUAGUUAGAAACUAAGGACUUUUCAACUCAGAUGUAGUGAUCAGCUUAUUCCAUGUAAAUUCUAUACUGAGUUUGACAUGCUGUGUUUGUUCAAUAACUUGGAGGAAAUGAAAUUCUGACGGGCCUUUUCUGUUCUUUCUUCAAUGGUCAUUCAUUCAUCUCUUUCACGGCAAUUAUUAUACUAAU
Messenger RNA from Rubroshorea leprosula, 2630 nucleotides. The record is from the annotation of a GenBank genome assembly. NCBI's taxonomy places the organism in Eukaryota, Viridiplantae, Streptophyta, Magnoliopsida, Malvales, Dipterocarpaceae.